Molecule: messenger RNA, 967 nt
Organism: Oryza brachyantha (malo sina)
Lineage: Eukaryota; Viridiplantae; Streptophyta; Magnoliopsida; Poales; Poaceae
Product: expansin-A32-like
Exons: 1
Coding region: 51-842 (263 amino acids)
Biological process (GO): plant-type cell wall organization
Cellular component (GO): extracellular region
Source: RefSeq, a predicted model, not a curated record
UAGCAAGUAAAAAAAAGUAAUAGCCGAAGAAGGUAAAUAUAUAAUAAUCGAUGAUGUGGUGGCUGGGGCUGGGGCUGGUGGUGGUUGCGUUGGUGGCCGAGGCGGCCGGCGGCGCGAAGGUGCACCGGAACCACGGGAAGUUCACGGCGGGGCCAUGGAAGCCGGCGCACGCGACGUUCUACGGCGGGCGCGACGGGUCCGGCACGCUGGACGGGGCGUGCGGGUACAAGGACACGUCCAAGGAGGGGUACGGCGUGCAGACGGUGGCGGUGAGCACGGCGCUGUUCAACGGCGGCGCCGGCUGCGGCGCCUGCUACGAGGUGCGGUGCGUGGACAGCCCCGACGGGUGCAAUGAAAACGCCGGCGCGACGGUGGUGGUGACGGCGACGAACCUGUGCCCGCCCGACCCCAGCAAGCCGGGCGACAACGGCGGGUGGUGCAACCCGCCGCGCGAGCACUUGGACCUGUCCAUGCCGGCCUUCCUGCAGAUCGCGCAGGAGAAGGCCGGCAUCGUGCCCAUCUCAUACAGACGGGUGCCCUGCGUGAAGCAGGGAGGGCUGAGGUACACCAUCACGGGGAACAAGUACUUCAUCCUGGUGAUGGUGGCCAACGUGGGGGGCGCGGGUGACGUGGCGGGGCUGAUGGUGAAGGGGAACAAGCGGGUGAAGUGGACGACGCUGAAGCGCAACUGGGGGCAGGAGUGGCAGACGUCGGAGGACCUCACCGGAGAGUCGCUCACGUUCCGCGUCAUGACCGGCGACCACCGCAAGGCCACCUCCUGGCACGUCCUCCCCCGCGACUGGCAGUUCGGCGUCACCUACCAGGCCACCAAGAACUUCUAGCUGCCUCCCUCCUCAAACACGAUAUAUUAAUUGUUUCUUCGUUAUUUCAUUACUCAUCACAAAUACAAAUGUGAUGCGUCUAUGCUUGGAGGAGAGAUCAAUGAAAUUAUUGAUAGGUCCGUCCA